CCAGGAGAAUGCUGGCCGUGGUGGUACUGGGGCGCCAGUGCCCAAUCGCCUUGUAACAUUUCUUUGCCCUUCCUUUCCUUGCGGGAACGUGUGUCUUCUUGGCAUUACACUGAUGUGACUUCCCCACCCACCCCCUCUCGCUCUGGAAUGAUGGGGAUCUUUUGGGCUUAUGUUGGAUUCCUUUUCUUGUCAGUAUUAUACAUCCAGCAAGGACUUUCUUCCCAAGCCAAAUUUACUGAAUUUCCUCGAAAUGUCACAGCUACUGAGGGGCAGAAUGUGGAGAUGUCUUGUGCAUUCCAGAGUGGCUCUGCCUCAGUGUACCUGGAAAUCCAGUGGUGGUUUCUGCGGGCAGCUGAGGACCAAGAACCUGGAGCUGAGGUGACGGGCACUCAGGUGGAGCUAUUACCAGAGAGAGAUUUGGACAACGAUGGAACAAAGAUAAGCACAGUGAAAGUACAAGGGAACGACAUUUCCCACAAGCUGCAGAUCUCCAAAGUCAGGAAAAAGGACGAAGGGUUAUACGAGUGCAGGGUGACGGACGCCAAUUACGGAGACCUUCAGGAAUACAAAGCCCAGGCUUAUCUCAAAGUCAAUGCAAACAGCCACUCCCGACGAAUGCAGGCCUUUGAAGCUUCCCCAAUGUGGCUCCAGGAUAAACCUCGCAAGAACAUCUCAGCAGCCAUCCCCAGUAGCAUCCAUAACUCUGCCAGUCAGCGAAUGCGCCCCACCUCCAGCCCUCCAGCCGAUGCCAAAAUCCCCAAACAAAGCCCACAAUCAGCAAAGAGCAAAUCGCCUGUAAAACCUACGGAGCGGACAGCAAAGUUGACCCUAACUUCCAACCACCACCCUGCACCCAAUGUACUCUAACUCUCUACACAAAGGAGCACCUUCUACAGGACACACACACAAAAAUAAAACAAAACAUGAAACAACAUUUUAAAAAGGAGAGAAGAGGCUAGCACAUAGUUUCUUCAUUUCUUACUUUCUUUGGAAUGUAUCACUGAUCUUUUCUUUGAAGGGACCUGGAGUGGUGUAACAGAAGAUUGUUCAACUUGACAAC
This is a messenger RNA of Elgaria multicarinata webbii, 1060 nucleotides long. RefSeq names its product V-set and transmembrane domain containing 2A (gene VSTM2A). The transcript has 5 exons. Bases 148 to 867 code for a protein of 239 amino acids. The record is from RefSeq and is a predicted model, not a curated record. NCBI's taxonomy places the organism in Eukaryota, Metazoa, Chordata, Lepidosauria, Squamata, Anguidae. Gene Ontology annotation, cellular component: membrane.